This is a messenger RNA of Pangasianodon hypophthalmus (striped catfish), 7104 nucleotides long. RefSeq names its product up-regulator of cell proliferation-like. Gene Ontology annotation, molecular function: GTP binding. The record is from RefSeq and is a predicted model, not a curated record. Lineage: Eukaryota; Metazoa; Chordata; Actinopteri; Siluriformes; Pangasiidae.
UGAUCAUGCAAAGCGCAUGCGCAGCUUGGCGCUGUGACGUAGGCGACUAAAAAAAAAAAAAAAAAAACACCAAAAAUGUUUUUUCCGGUCCACUGAAAAACAGUGCAACUGGUGUUAUACAAUUUCUGCACCUCGUGUUUAAAAAGUUUAGUUUUCAUUGACCACAACAGCGAGGCCGUAAUGCAGAGUAUAUACAGGGCUCAGAACUUUCAGUUUCAUUUUUCUUAGCGGACGAAACCAUUAACAAGAAUCACUUUCCUUUUACUUAACAUUUUACUUUGCAUAUAAAAUCAUUUACACACAAAACAGAACAUGAUAAAACCAAAGAAUGUCACCAGCAAUGGCAUUUUGAAUUUAAGAAUAUUGAAUGUGUAGGUCGUUAUUAACGAAUAACCUACACUAAAAUGGUUUAGUCCUUCUGGAGCAGUCAGUAUAUCUGUGUAAAAGAUGCGUAUAACGGUACGCGCUGAGUCACUGGGCUGCAGCGCUCAGGACGAGUAAUUUGCCAGUUGUGGGGAACCCUGAUUAUACUCAUUCUAUGCAUAUGAGUCUUCUGCUGUAGAGUCAUACAGCCAUGACAUUUGCCAGUACGCAAACCAAUCUCGAGAGCUUUCUUCAGGACUUGGGGCUGAAGCAACACCUCACUGAUAAACUCUCCCUGAGUACUGUACUACAGGUAGACAAGAGCACAGUGACAGAUGAUCCAGCAUGGUCUCGAUCAGAUUUACCAUGGCUUUUUCUCAAGAAACUUAUGAUUCUGAAUGUGACUGCAAGAAAUAUCCAGUGUUUUUCAUCAGCCAAUGAGAAUGAAGACGUGACAAGUUUGGACCUAGAUAGUGAUCUUGAGAGUCUUGUCCUUAACCAGGACUCUAGUCAAAAUGUUAAUCCUUUAGACAUCAUCACUGCACUCUUCCUUUGCUCAGACAGUUUUCUUCAACAAGAGAUUGCCUUGAAAAUGUCUAUGUGCCAAUUCUCUGUGCCUUUACUGCUUCCUAAUUGUGACACACAGCAGAGCAUGUUCAUGCUUUGGGCCUUAAGAGAUAUUGUGAAGAAGUUCAGACCACACUCUUUGUCUGAUCCAAGAGGGUUUGUAGAAGACAGGAUCAUUCUGGCUGACUUACCCUUAGUGUCGUUUGUAAGACUUGGAGACUGUAGCAUUUCCAAAUCUCAAAUCUUGAACAAGCUGCUCAGUAAUCCACAGCAAUAUCAUGAUACAUUUGUGCACCAUGACAUGGACUGUGGAGACAUCCCAAGAAAAAUAUCAAAUGGCUUGGUGGAGAUCAGCUGGUACCUACCUUGUGGAAGUAAAAACAUAGACAUCUUCCCAGAACCUGUGGCUAUUGCAAACUUGAGAGGGGACAUAAAUACAUUUGAAACUCAGUACACAUUCCUUUGUCAGAUUUCUACAGCGGUUUUUGUGUUCUCUGACAACUUUGACUCAGAUUGCUUGCUAAGCAGCAAUACACAUGUAAAAGCACAAUUGUUUUUGGUGGGUAAUGCACAGACCAAAGCAUUCAACCUGGAUUUGUUGAAAAGAACAGCUGCUGCAUUGAACUUGAAAAAAAACAGCAUCAUUCUAAAGACCAAGCAAAAUGAUACAGAUUUAGUCAAGAAUCUGUGUUCUGCAGUGAGUCGUGUUGUUAAAAACAGUUCGAUGACUAUACAACUCGAGAAGAUGACCACAGUUGCACAUGAAUUUGGAAUUUUGAUUGAUGAAGACAAUAAGGAGUGCCAAACAGCAAAAGAAAAUGCAGAGGCAAUCACUAACGAGAUAAAGGACACACUAACUUUUAAGGAAGAACAGCUCCCUUUGCAAGGUGAGAUUUGGAAGAAAUUAGGAAAAUUAGAGAAAGAGGAGUGUAGGCUUCGCAAAGCUGGGAAUAAGAACAUUCAGAUGUAUAAAGGCGAACUUACUAAACAAAAGAUGGAACUCAGGAAGCAGCAAAGCAGCUAUGAAAUGUCAAAAGCCAUGUCCUGCUUCAUAAAUGCAUUAUCAAGUUCAAAUCUUGAGAGAUCUUACUUCCUGAAAUGGAUGCGAAUGAAUCUGGACAAUCUGUCUCGCAAAAAACUAUCUGGCCUUAGAGAAUUGUACAAGGAGAAAUGCCAAGAAUCAUCUGAGAAGAAGGAGGAGAUUGCAUUACUUGACAGACAGAUCUCAAACAGUGCUUUGGGAACUGAACACUUUUUGAGGGAAAUGGGUCAGCUGUAUGAAGCUGCUGUCACCCUUCCAGAAAACAUACAAUCACGACAACAAAUGCUACACUUACCCAAACUGUGCGCUGGGCUCCUUUUAGAUGGAUUCCCUGUUGAACUAGUUGAUGGAGAUGCUUCAAAUAUACCUCUAAGGUGGAUUAGUGAUGUACUGAAAGAGCUGAAUACUUUAGUGCAACCCAAGAGUAAGAUCAUGGUAGUCACAGUAUUAGGAGUCCAGAGCACAGGAAAGUCUACCCUACUAAACACCAUGUUUGGGGUUCAGUUUGCAGUCAGCAGUGGAAGAUGUACACGAGGAGCUUUCAUGUUGCUGAUCAAAAUCACAGACCGUUUCAGAGAAAUACUUAACUGUGAUCAUUUAAUGAUCAUUGACACUGAGGGACUGAAAUCGCCUGAGCUGGCACAGCUCGAUGACAACUAUGAACAUGACAAUGAACUGGCCACACUUGUUGUUGGACUGAGUGACAUUACCAUCAUCAACAUUGCCAUGGAGAACUCCACAGAAAUGAAGGACAUUCUGCAGAUUGUGAUGCAUGCGUUCCUCAGGAUGAAGGAAGUGGGCAAAAAACCCAUGUGUGCAUUCGUGCAUCAGAAUGUAGCAGAUGUUUCUGCACACGACAAAAACAUGAGAGACCGGAAGCUCCUGUUAGAGCAGCUGAAUGAGAUGACAGAGGCAGCAGCUAAGAUGGAAAACAAGGAAGACUACAAGAAGUUUACUGAUAUAAUGGAGUAUGAUCCAGAGACUGGUAACUGGUAUAUACCUGGGCUCUGGCACGGUAACCCACCAAUGGCACCAGUGAAUGCUGGCUACUCUGAGGCUGUCUAUGACUUCAAAAAGAACAUGAUGGACAUUCUGAUAAAAAAGAAGAAAUCUACAAACAACAUUGAAGAAUUUUUGGAGUGGACAAAAAGCUUAUGGAAUGCAGUAAAAUAUGAAAAUUUCAUAUUCAGCUUUAGGAACAGCUUGGUAGCUGAUGCAUAUAUGAAACUGUGCACUAAAUUCCAUGAAUGGGAAUGGUCCUUCAAAAAGCACAUGUACACAUGGUUAACAUCUGCUGAAACCAGAGUGUCCAAUUUUGAGAUGUUGAAAUCAAAAUCUGACAAGAGAAACCUGCAAGAUUUACUGAAGACCCUGAAACACGAGGCCUCCUCAGAGCUUGAUAAAAGGGAAAAGACCAUUUUGGAAAACCUCGUCAAAUACUUUGAGCAAACAGAGGGUCAUGUCUAUCUCGUGGAAAAAUACAGAGAAGACUUUGUAAAGAGUGCAAAAUCUCUCAGGAGGGAAACAGAAAACUCAGUGCUGAGUAAAGUUAUUGAGAUUAGGACAGGAAAGAAUAAACUGGACAACAUCAAGAAAACGCAUACUGACAAAAUGGAAAAGAAAGUGCUAAACCUUCUUGAGGAGCUCCGGAAAAACAGAUGUUCAGAAACUAUGUCUGAAGCAGAGCUUGACAACGUCUUUGAAGACAUAUGGCGGGAAACUGUUGAAGAGCUGUCAUUUAAAGGCUUGCAGAGACAAAUAAUAUCCAACAGUGUUUUUAGCCAAUUACGAAUGAACAUGAAGCAAAAGGGAGGCUCUGUCUCUCAAAAGUUAAAUAAAGUGACACUGGAUCAAUAUGGCAAAGAGAAGUUCAUUGUUAUGCCAGAAAAUUUUUUUAAAAAAAUGAUACAUCAUGUUUACAAAUUUGAACACACAGUGAGACUGCAAGAGUUGGCAGACAGUGUCAUUGAUGCAUGUAUGCAGUCAGUUAAUGACAAAAAAGAGGGAAAAUCAGAUUAUCAUGACACCUACAUUCAGGAGAUCCUAGACAUAAUUGAUCAAAAAUUGACUUCAGGAAAGAAGUUGGAAUUUUCUGAGGACUUUGAACUUUCUCGUAAACUGCACAUUUGUGCUAUUUCUGCAAGAGAAUUCCAGGCCAUGCAUGACUGUUUUAUUGAAGAGAACGACCCACGCCGAUGCCUUGAGCAAUUCAAAGAGAAGUACCGUGCUGAUUUCAAAGAUCUGUUCAGUAAUCGUGAUCAGUGUCAGAGAAAGGCUGAAGAAUUCACAAAACUCUGCCUGAGCCCUGCAGUUGAGAUAUUCAUCUGUAGCUCACUGGGACCAUUCAGCACUCGUGCAUUUUUUCAGUACUCUAUUUUAAAACAACUUCUGACUGAGAGUGAUUUUCAGAACUAUGUGGGCUACAUACGUUCAUAUGAACGCUUUGUUAAAGACUGGAUAUUAAAACUAAUUACACACAGAUUUUCCGAAGGAAACAAACUUUUUGAGCUGGAACAGCAGCAUCUCAAAGGAGCUAUUAUGGAGAUAAAAGAGGCCAUCAAAAAAGCACAACAUGAGACAGAUGAAAAUGAAGGCAUAAAGGUAUUUAUCCAGAACAUUUGCAGAGAGCUUGGAAAAAAACUUGUCAUUCCAAACGAUGUCUUGGAAUCAGACAUGGUUUUGAAUAAUGCCAAACAGGAACAAUUUGCCCACUGGCUCACACAGUCUGUGGAAGAAAUGGAAGCAUCCUUGAAGGCUAAGUUUAAGGAGGAUAACAUUAAGAGCAAACUGAAAACACUCAAAAUCAAACCACAGGAUGAACUGUUCAAGCGUGUGUUUGGCUGUGGGAAACAGUGUCCAUUCUGCAAAGCACCAUGUGAGGCAGGAGGAGAAGCUCAUACACAUCACUCUGCUUCUGUACACAGACCUAAAGGACUUGGUUCAUACGUGUUUGUGCAGUCAGAGAAAUUAGUCACUAACAUUUGUUCCACUGAUGUGAACAGCGAUGCAAGGUUCAGAUGCCUAGAGACCCACUAUAAUUACCAUCCUUACAAGAAAUAUAGGGAGAUCUUUCCAGAUUGGCACAUCCCUGCAGACCCCAGCAUAGAGGCCUCAGACUACUGGAAGUAUGUGAUGGCGAACUUUAAUGACCAGUUUGCAAAAGCGUACAAUGCAAAGCCUGGAGAUAUUCCCCCAGUCUGGGAAAAAAUCACAAAGCAACAAGCAGAAAAUAGUUUGAAGGAGUGUUUUAGUAUCAAAUGAAUACUACUGAAAAAUCAUCAGGAUAAGGGAGUUUAAAGAAGACUGAUUUUGGCCUGAUGUCAAAAUGCUAUCACAAGUCUUUCACCAUUAGUCCAUUCCAUGAUGGCAGCUGUGGUCAACUUAAAAUUAUCCCUUUUAGCAGAUAAAUUAAUUUCUCAUUGUCUUUUCUAGUGACUUUAACUUUCCCUUUAAAAAUUCCAAACAACAGAGAGAAUAGUGUGCAUUUUGAUAAAACUGAAAAGCAUGAGAAUUACAGUAAUGUUUUUGGAUGUUAAACUUCACUAAUUAUUGAUUCUUAUUCUUUAAUUUGUUUGUUUCUAAUUGUGUUUUACUGCUCUUUCUUCCUGGGUGGUUAGAUGACUGUUGGUUUCUCAAAAGCAGAUUAUCUAAAGUAAAAACAAAUAUCUAAUUAAAUUUUAUUAUCCAUUAAUUUAAGUAUGUUUUGGUAACAUUGUUAUGUCUAUGUAACAUUUUCUGGCAUAUGUGAUGAUUAGAUAAAUAUUACAUUUAAAUCAAGACUUAGAUUUUAGUUCAUAGAAAGGUGACAGAAUGAUACUAAAGACAUCAUAACAUUUUGGCCUUGUAAUCGAAAUCAAUAUAACCUGUUUUACUUUCAAUAAACCUGUGAUUCUGUCUAAAACAAUCUUUCAUGCGUAUAAAUAUACACUCAUGGAGCACUUUAUUAGGAACACCUGUACACCUAGACAUUCCUGCAAUUAUCUAAUCAGCCAAAUGUGUGGCAGCAGUGCAGUGCAUAAAAAAAAUCAUGCAUACACAGUCCAGCAGAUUCAGGUAAUAUCCACAUCAGUCACCAGAAUAGGGGAAAAAUGUGAUCUCAGUGAUUUUGAUCGUGGCAUGAUUGUUGGCGCCAGAUGGGCUGGUCUGAGUAUUUCUACAACUGCUGAUCUGGGAUUUUCACAUACAACAGUCUCUACAGUUUACUCAGAAUGGUACAAUAAAGAAAAAACAUCCAGUGAGUUACAGUUCUGCGGACAGAAACAUCUUGUUGCGAGGUCAUUGGAGAAUGGCCAGACUGGUUUGAGCUGACAGAAAGGCUGCACCAUAUCAAGUAUAAGUCAUCUCAAACUGGUUUCAUGAACAUGACAAUGAGUUCAGUGUUCUUCAGUGGCCUUCCCAGUCACUGGUGCAGAAUCCAAUAGAAUGCCUUUGGGAGAACACCUUUGUAGAACAGGAUAUACACAACAUGAAAGUGCCCCUGAAAAAUCUGCAGGAAUUGCAUGAUGCAGUCAUAUAAACGUGGACCAGAAUCUCAAAGGAAUGUUUCCAACAUCUUGUGGAAUCCAUGCCAUGAAGAAUUGAGGCUGUUUUGAGAGCAAAGGGAGGCCUUACCCGGUAUUAGUAUAGUGUUCCUAAUAAAGCAGCCAGAGAGUAUAAUAAAUAUCCCACCCUGCUGAAAUAAUCAUUACUGCAAAAAUAAUCCGUCUCUGCCAUGCAUUUGCCCUUACAAAAGAGGCCUGUGAACAGUGCACUAAGGUCUCUAGUGGUUGAGUUUUCUCAUAAUCUGCUAUUUGACUUUUUUUUUUUUUAGAAUUGUAGGAUAUCAUUGGGACACAGGUUGGUACUUAUGUAAACUGUAGGGAGAAACACAACAUCAAUGGCUACAGAUAUCCAGAAGUACUCAGGAUUUUAAUAACAAAUUAUAUGAAUAAAAAUUAGCUUGUUGUGGAGCACACAAAUUCUGGUUAGCAUUCUUACUUCUGCUUCGAAAUGAAUAGGUUUGAUUAUGGAGAUCAAUUCCUAACACAGUGUGCACAAACUGUCCUAUUUAGAUGUGGUGUAAUUUAGUUCAUUAAAAGUAUAUAUAGUCCCCUCUGAAAGUAUUAUAAUGGCAAGGGCAAUUUGUUUGUUUU